AUGCAAACCCUCUUCCUAGUUCCAGCACAACAAUUGGUCUUGCAACUUGCAAGUGGAGGCACUUUCUUACCAAUGCUUAAAACUCUCAUUAUCAAGGCUAAGUGGAUUGGUUCUGAAUGGGAUGAAACCGUGUCAAGUGCAAGCCUCAGGAAGCUAGUUAUCUAUUGCCAAGGUGGUUGUGCAGACUUGCUGAAUUCAAAGAGUAUUUCUUUCGAUACUCCAAGUCUUCUUUACCUUGUGUAUUCUGUUUUUGUUGCGGAGGACUAUCCAAAAGUCAACUUGACAAAUUUGGUUGAAGCUAAAUUCAACCUUAUGUUACUUGACGAACAAAUCGAGCAAAUAAGAGAGCCGAAUGAUGAGGAUGAUGUUUUUCUCCGUCUUGGAAAUGUGUUGAAGCUCUUUGCUGGCAUAAGAAAUGUUCAGAAACUUUACUUAUCUGCAAAUAUUCUUGAGGUCCUUUCUCUAUGCUGUGAAUCAUUUCCGGUGUUCAACAACCUCAAAAUUUUACGAAUAAGGAGUGCCGAGGAUCGAGGAUGGCAAGCAAUGCCGGUUCUCUUAAGGAACUGUCCACAUUUAGAAACUCUAGUCCUUGAGGGUCUUAUACACUAUGUGACAGGUGAAUGUGGGAAUGCUUGUGACUGCAAAUCUCGGGAGGGAAUAGUUAGUUCGCUCUUAUCAUGUCCAGUGAAGAAGGUGCAGAUUAAAGGGUUUAAAGGAACGAUGAGAGAGUCGUCAAUGAUAUGGCAUUUCAUGACGUCUUUCCCGUGUUUAAAGUUCUUGGUGUACACUCCCAUGGAUAAGAAGUGGAUUUUCGGAGUGGCUUUUUCGAAUGUAAGAGUUUUCAUAAUCGACAUUGUCAUGAUUAUUAUCUUCCUCAGUUAA
Molecule: messenger RNA, 882 nt
Organism: Arabidopsis thaliana (thale cress)
Lineage: Eukaryota; Viridiplantae; Streptophyta; Magnoliopsida; Brassicales; Brassicaceae
Product: RNI-like superfamily protein
Exons: 6
Coding region: 1-882 (293 amino acids)
Source: RefSeq, marked reviewed